Hyla sarda is the source of this 1124-nucleotide messenger RNA. RefSeq names its product coiled-coil domain containing 43 (gene CCDC43). Bases 67 to 714 code for a protein of 215 amino acids. The transcript is spliced from 5 exons. Lineage: Eukaryota; Metazoa; Chordata; Amphibia; Anura; Hylidae. The record is from RefSeq and is a predicted model, not a curated record.
UUAGCUUGAGGGAAAGCGCCGCAUAGCCCCUCCCCCCUCGGGUAGGAUCCCAGCUCGGGCUGGAAGAUGGCGGCGCCCAGCGAGCAGGUGGCAGCCGGUGAUUUUGGGUCAUGGCUGGACGAGCGGCUGGAAGCCCUGGGCAUGGAUCCAGAAGUGUACCCGGCUUACAUCAAGGGGGUGCUGCGGGAGGAGGACAAUCCCGAGGAGAGGGAUGAGGCGCUCAGGGGCAUCCUGUCUGCCUUCCUGGAGGAAGACUCCAUAGAAGAUGUCUGUCUAGAGAUAGUCACCAAGUGGUGUGAAGUGGAGAAGGCAAUUCAAGCACAGGCUAAAACAGAAGAUAAGGUGGAUGCCCUCACUAGCAUGAUAGAAAAACAGGCACAAAUCGUGGUAAAACCCAAAGAAGUGUCUGAGGAAGAGCAGCAGAGAAAGGCUGCCCUCCUGGCACAGUAUGCCAAUGUCACAGAUGAAGAAGAUGCAGAUGAAGAGGAGGACACUACCGGAGCUGCUGCCCAGAGCAGUGAGAAAUCUCUUUUCAAGAACACAAAUCUGGAAGAUAUUGUCAAUGCUAGGAAACUUGAACGAGAUACAAUGCGGGAGGCAUCUCAAAAGAAGAAAGAUCAGGACAAGCAACAACGAGAAAAAGACAAGCAAGCCAAGCAGGAUCGAAAAGAAAAGGAGAAGAAACGCACACAAAAGGGCGAGCGCAAGCGAUAAUUCACUUUUUACAGACUUUGCCGUGGACGGGCUGGGUGCAGAAACUAUAUUUGGACAUCUAUACCAUAAGUUGAGGUCCUUACAUUAAAUGUAUUCAACAGCUGCUAGAAAGAAGCACGUUUAGAUCUCAUUCCUGGUGGUUCUAACUUCCCACUUCUGGUUUAGCCAAAAUAAAAAUGAGUCGCAUACUGCAUUAGAAGCCAAGUAAAAAACAACAGUGAUGAAACUGAACUGCGAUUGCUCUCCCCUCUCCUGCCAACACUAUGUGGUGCACGAACAAUACAGCUCUCAUCUCACAGGACCGGUGGAGGGUACACAUUUAAAUGGGGGAUCCUCCUUUUUUGCUCUGAAAAUAUAUUUAUACAUUUGUAAAUGAAAUAAAUACUGCCCGGCACACUAAACUUUGUAAA